Messenger RNA from Spirometra erinaceieuropaei, 2889 nucleotides. The record is from the annotation of a GenBank genome assembly. NCBI's taxonomy places the organism in Eukaryota, Metazoa, Platyhelminthes, Cestoda, Diphyllobothriidea, Diphyllobothriidae.
AUGGACACGGCCCGUGCGUAUGUCGCCACAGCCGAGACAAUUGGCAAAGGCGGCGUCAUAGCCGGCUUACCAAAGGAAAAAAAGCUAAAAUGCUUGUAUUCCAAUGCGCAAUGUCUGCUAUCUAAAUUAGAUGAGCUUAAAAUCUACGUUGACCAAACCUUACCCGAUAUUAUAUCCAUAACUGAAACGUGGCUGUCCGCGAGCGUAGACGAUCGCGAAGUCGCUUUAUCUGGUUAUCACUUGUUCAGAAAGGACAGGUUGGGACGUCAAGGUGGAGGUGUGCUCGUGUAUGUCAAAUAUGGCCUUUUUGCGUCAGAAAAAGAGGGACAGCUCGCGCGCACAGCUGAAACGAUUUGGCUCACCGUCAAGACGCCGGGGUCACAACCUCUCGAGAUCCUGACGGUCUACCGCCCACCGAGGAAUGACCCGCAAUCAGACAGUAGUCUACUAGAGGAAUUAGAAGCGAUUUCCCUCCGACCCAAUGUCAUGAUUAUGGGCGACUUUAACGCUCCGAAUAUCGACUGGAAUCUGACUUCUGCCCCGGGCUCAGAAUUUAACUUUGAUCGCCGCCUCCUAAAUUCUGUGCAAAGAUCGCAGCUCACACAACACGUCUUAUCCCCAACCAGACUACGUGAAGGACAACUAGCUAACUGCCUAGACCUUGUAUUGACAAAGGCACCGGAAAGCGUUGAUGUUGUAAACUGUCUACCCCCUCUCGGAAAAAGCGACAAUGUAGUCCUACAGUGGGAGUAUUCUCUCUUCUCUGUACCCGAUCAAAGCAUCGUGGUUAGACGCAACAUAUGGCGUGGUGACUUCAACCAAAUGCGUCUCGACAUGCGUCGUAGAGACUGGAAAGCAGCAUUUACGGGGUGUGUCCUCAAGGACUGGCUAGAACUUAAGACCAUACUGAAUGAACUUAUCACCAGAUACUGCCCUAUGUCGAAUAAGAAAAUCACCAGCAGGCCCCGAUGGCUUAAGGGUUCACUAAAAGUUGAAGUAAACCGUAAGCAAAAGCUGUGGAAAGCAUAUCUUAGGGACAAGACAACUGAAUCAAGAAAUAGGUAUAAGGCUCAGCGGAAUAGGGUAAAGUGCCUUGUUUACAAAGCCCGCCAAGACUUCGAGGGUAACCUUUUAAACUGUGCAGGAGAAAACCCAAAGCUUUUCUUCAACUACAUAAGACAAAGUACUCGCAACAGGGAUCCCAUCCCUAUGCUAAAAACUGAUGAUGGCGUUGAACUUUACAAGGACGACGAAAAGGCUGAACAUCUGUCCAGGUUCUUUCAGUCGGUCUUUACGAGAGAAGUCGCUGUACCCACUGAUCACUGUAAUGUGGACAAUGUCCCGACAAUUGACUCAGUGGUUCUCACAAAACCUAUUGUUCAACAAGAAUUACUGAAGCUAAAAGAAGGGACUUCGCCCGGUCCUGACGAAAUACCCGCAAAGUUGUUGAAGGAAUUAGCCACAGAAUUGGCAGAACCUCUGAGCGUCCUCUUCCAAGCCUCUCUUGAUGCAGGCAGACUGCCUCCUGAGUGGAAGACUGCGUGGAUUUCACCGAUUCAUAAAAAUGGCAGUCGCGCUUCCGCAAACAACUACCGACCAGUAAGCCUCACCUCCAUAUGCUGCAAAGUUAUGGAGCGAAUAAUCAAACGCGAACUGAUGCGGUUUUUAGAGCAAAAUCAUCUUCUGUGCGAUGCACAGCACGGUUUCCGCAGAGGGAGGUCCUGCUUAACCAAUCUACUCUACUGUCUUGAACAGAGGACCCGAGCGAUUGAUGAAGGAAACGUUGUGCAUGUGGCCUACAUAGACUUCAAGAAGGCAUUUGACAGCGUGCCACACCAACGUCUCCUACACAAGCUCAGCCGCAUAGGGGUAAGAGGCAAGCUUUUGAAGUGGAUUGAAAACUUUUUGGUCGGUCGGUCCCAGACUGUUCGUCUUGGUGGCCAGCACUCGGCAGAGGUGACGGUUACGAGCGGAGUACCUCAGGGCUCCGUUCUUGGCCCUAUCCUCUUCCUCAUCUAUAUUGAUGACUGUAUCCAUGGAUUGGACUGCAAGAUUGCCAUGUUUGCUGACGAUAUAAAGCUUUGGACCGUCAUCCGCAACGAGGACGAUGAAGCAAAUUUACAGGCAAACUUAGACCGCCUCGAAAAAUGGUCGGGCCACUGGCUCCUCCCAUUUAAUGUUACCAAAUGCAACAUUCUGAGGAUUGGCAGAACCAGCUCUGCGCAUCGGCAGACGUACUAUCUAAAUCACACACCGCUGCCACUGGUAGAGGUUCAGAAAGACCUAGGGGUGUGGAUAACAUCUUCACUAAAGCCAUCAUUCCACUGCUUGAAAGCAGCGAAAUCCGCAAUGUCCAGCUUAUAUCUCAUUAAGCGGGCAUUUGCCAAGUUCGAUGAAGAGUGCUUCCGCAAGGUCUUCGGGAUGUUUGUGCGCCCACAGUUAGAAUUUGCCAUUCAGGCCUGGAGACCCUGGACUGUUAAGGAUCGUACCACCCUCGAAAAAGUCCAACGACGGGCAACCAAGCUUGUCAGAGGUCAUAAAAACCUACCUUACGAAGCCAGACUUUCAAAUCUUAACCUCUUUCCCCUGGACUACAGACAACUCCGUGGCGACUUAAUUCAAACGUUUAGAAUGUUACGGGGUCAGGACUGCUGCCUCGCAUCCGGCGACUUCUUUGAGCUGGCCACCACUACUAGCUUGAGAGGACGCCCUCUGAAACUACGUGUGACAGGAGCGAGACUGGAUGCAAGAAGGUCCUUCUUCAGCCACAGAGUGGUAAAGGCAUGGAACGCCCUACCUGUGGAUGUCGUCAUGUCCUCAUCCGUGGACUCAUUUAAGAGAAAGCUUGACCAGUACAGGGAUAUGUACCUCCACAGCAUCAGAAACUAA